This is a messenger RNA of Pelagomonas calceolata, 868 nucleotides long. The record is from the annotation of a GenBank genome assembly. Lineage: Eukaryota; Pelagophyceae; Pelagomonadales; Pelagomonadaceae.
UAGCUGUCAUCACCAACAGACAUUCCUUCACAUCGUCCAAGCUCAUUAAUAAUGACUCUUGCUGGGUGUUGUUGGCUCUUAACAAGGAGGUCCAGCAAAGAAAGAUACUAUGUAUGUAUCUCUAGUUUUCGCCCCCCUCAGGGCCGGCUUUUUGAGGCAGCACAGCACGGCGAUUGGCGGCCCUGGCUGCGAUUGCGAGGUCGGGGCCGCAGGACGGCACCUUCGUCGCAGCCCAUGCGCGCGGGCUGCCCGUGGCGACCGCGUUUCGUGGUUUUAUGGCGUGCUUAAAGUCCAAAAAAUGCUCACCUGGGGCGAAAUCUCACGCAGAAAUCGCAGCACUAGUUCGCGAUGAAGCCGCUGCCCGGCGGUCUCCGCAAGCAAGGUGGAAGUUGCUCUGGGAUGCCUCGAGUGUGCCGCGGUGGUAGUGGCGGUCGGGCACGCGAUGCGGCCAAGAAAAGCUGACCUGAAGCUCGGCCCUUGACGCACCCAUAACGAGCCUCGUGGGGCUCCGCGCGAAAAACUUUCGCUGAGCCGAGGCUGCCCGAGAAGGUAACAAAGCCAGUGGAACGCGCAGGGGCAGCUAUUUGCACCAAUUCCGUCGCUGAGAUCAUGCUCGGCGUACCGCCCCGCGGCGCGACGUAACAGAAAUCGCCAGGCGGCAUGCGCGAAAGACGACAAUGGGUCGGGCACAUGUGUGGGGUACUGUCGGACACUGCGGCCGCGUUCAAGCGCUCGAGAAGCUGGAGAUAGUGUCGUAUUAUGUGUCGCGGUCGGGACCGUCUCGACGGUCGUCGCGGUGAACCAAAAGCUCGCGCGCCUCAAAAUCUAGGGUCUCGAGGCACGUGCUAGGGUAAGGUCGAGGUCUGGU